This is a messenger RNA of Triticum aestivum (bread wheat), 2715 nucleotides long. Its product is annotated as rust resistance kinase Lr10-like. The record is from RefSeq and is a predicted model, not a curated record. Gene Ontology annotation, molecular function: ATP binding; polysaccharide binding; protein kinase activity. NCBI's taxonomy places the organism in Eukaryota, Viridiplantae, Streptophyta, Magnoliopsida, Poales, Poaceae. The transcript has 6 exons. The coding region runs from base 503 to 2569 and encodes 688 amino acids. Gene Ontology annotation, biological process: protein phosphorylation.
CACGCCCCUCGGUGGUGCGGUGCUCUCUGCUCCGGCGGCGGCGGCGGCGGCGGCCAUCCUGGAGUAGGCCGCCAAAUCGCGGUUCCAGUUGAGAAGUUCCACGUCUCCCCUAUUGCAGCCAUGCCCCACCGGAGCGCACUCUCUCCGGCGCCGGCGGCCUCCCGAGGAGAGGAAUCUCGCUGCCUUGCAGAUCCGCUGCCGCCUCCUCAUCUAAGGACUGAAAAUGGCAUGAAAUUCGGCCUGUAGGAUGCAUGAUUCGCUGAUAUUCUCAGCGAUAUAAAGUCGCACAUUGCACUUUGUGAAAUACGGAGUGCUCAAUUGUGGAACAGCAGAAUAAGGUGUCAGGUGCUAAUAGGUGGGAAAGAUCGAAAUGUAUUCAGUGCUAGUGCUAUGGAUUGCCGAGAUUUUUAAGAUAAGGCAUGAUUAAUUAAACUGUAGAAUGAUCCUGUGAUAUUCUCCGCACAAUGAAAGUGGCAAUCAAAGGGGAGCCCAGUGAGGAGGAAUGCACUGCAGGAAAAUACUGAGUUGGAGAUACAUCAGAGGAAAAGCAGAGCAAGUACUCUUACGUGAUGUUCAUGGGCGACACCACUGUGAUACUUUCUCCUGUGGACAUCUCCAUAAUAUAUCACAUCCUUUCCGCCGGCAAGGGGAUCCACAUGGGUGCGGUGUUCAAUCAUAUGAGCUGGUUUGCACCGAGAACAAGCCCAAAAUUCAGAUCAACACAGCGACAUAUUUUGUCACUGAGAUCAACUACACCGAUUCGUCCUUCCGGGUCGUUGAUGUCAACUUGGACAUGAACAGCAGCUGCCCUCUUCCUCGCUGGGAUGAGCUUCCUUAUUUCAACGGGAUCCAAAGGUCAGACAAAGACCAGAGCUGGGAAUUGCUCCCUAUGUAUACAGACACAGUGGGUAGCUUUGUGAAUUGCUCGCAGGCGGUGUCACUAACAAAUGAAUUUUAUCAGUAUUCGUACACAUCGGUCCCUUGCCUGAGCAACAACCACUCUUUUGUUUAUAUAGUGACUGAUACUGUGCCUAUUGAAUACUUAGCGCCUUCUUGCGGGUACCUGGCCAUGUUUCUUUUGAGUGAUCCGGGUCCUGGUAACUACUACAAUUUCAGCCAUUAUGCAGAUUUUGUAAAACACCUGAGGCUUGGAUUCUCUGUUCGAUUCCCUCUGCUGGAUCCUCCAAUGAGCAUUAUUGGGCGAAUCAACUUCUGCCUCAACGAGUCGUUUCGCGACCGAAAUCAUGUUACAGGCAACAACAUCAAGAGUUGGACCAUGGACAUCCUUCUUAUGGACUUCAGUUUCUGGGCAUGCAUAUUUGGUGUAAAUUUAAAUAGUAACAAUAUGCUUCUGUACAUGAGGGUCAUGAUUCAUGAUGAUCAAUCAUUUCAUCAUGUUCUGCCCCCAGUAUUUGCUCUGGUGAUUGCGAAGUGGAUUGCUGUACUUUGCAGGAUCCUGCUAGCGCCCCUAGCAGUAUUGAUGUUCCUUGCCCAAAAGUACUGGAAAACAAGGAUCACAAUUGAUGCGGUUGAAAAGUUCCUCCAGAUGCAACAAAUGAUCGGGCCGACGAGGUACGCCUACACAGACAUCGUUGCAUUGACAAGCCACUUCAGAGACAAGCUGGGCCAAGGUGGUUAUGGCUCCGUCUUCAAGGGCGUGCUACUCCCAGGCAAUGUCAAUAUCGCUGUCAAGAUGCUUGAGGGCAGCUCCAACUGCAACGGAGAAGACUUCAUCAGUGAGGUCUCCACCAUCGGCAGGAUCCACCAUGUCAAUGUGGUCCGUCUCGUGGGGUUCUGCUCAGAGGAAAUGAGAAGGGCUCUUGUUUACGAAUACAUGCCUCGAGGUUCUCUUGACAAGUACAUCUUUUCAGCCCAGAAGAGUUUUUCUUGGGACAAGCUCAAUGAGAUUGCUUUGGGCACUGCCCGAGGGAUCAACUACCUGCAUCAGGGGUGCGAAAUGCAGAUUCUGCACUUCGACAUCAAGCCACACAACAUCCUUCUUGACAACAAUUUUGUCCCAAAAGUUGCUGAUUUUGGACUUGCCAAACUGUACCCAAGGGACAACAGUUUUGUGCCAUCUAAUGCCUUACGUGGGACUGUUGGGUACAUAGCUCCUGAGAUGAUAUCUCGGAGCUUUGGUACCAUAUCAAGCAAGUCUGAUGUUUACAGCUUCGGGAUGCUGCUUCUGGAGAUGGCCGGAGGAAGAAGGAACGCUGAUCCAAAUGCCGCGAACUCAAGCCAGUCUUAUUACCCAUCAUGGGUGUAUGACAAACUAACUGCACAAGAGGCGGAUGCUAUAUCUCUGGUUGCUGACAUGCAUGAGUUGGAGAGAAAGCUGUGCAUUGUUGGAUUAUGGUGCAUUCAGAUGAAGUCUCAUGACAGGCCGACAAUGAGCGAGGUCAUAGAGAUGCUGGAAGGUGGCUUCGAUGGCCUGCAAAUGCCUUCCAGGCCAUUCUUCUGCGACGACGAACACACCGCCGUUCCGGAUUCAUACCCUUUGCUAUCCGAGCUGACCGAGAUCUCAGCGGAGGAUGAGAUCUCGGAUUCUUAUGUUUCCCGGGUCCUGUGAACUUUUAUUUGGAAACAUGUAGUAAAAUCUAGCAGUUAAAGAGGGUAUAGAACUCCAACUGCUUAAUUGGUUGAAUGUAAUCAUCUUUCUUGAAGACACAUAUUAUUUGAAUAUAUGAAUAAUAGUUUGCGAAAGCUGAAGUGUUA